UUGUGCAGUUGUCAUAGUAACCAAGUUUAAAACCAUGGGUGGACAGACACCGCCCAAGAAGCCUUCCGUCUCAAAAUCACGGCAAAAAGCGCUGAAAUGCACGGUCGAAUUGAAAAUUCAAGCUAUCACUUGUCCAGGAGUGGUGUUACAAUCGCAAGAUGACCUUUAUCUGAGUGUUCAAAUCAUGGGCCAGUACCACAAGUCCAAAUGUGUUCCUCCAGCAUUCCCUCUCCGGAUUGACGAAAAAAUGGUGUUUGUAAAGACCUUUGUGGGAGUGGUUGACCCAGGUGUUAUAGCUGAGCAUCUGGAGAAUGAGACAACCUCUUUAGAGCUCCUUCAGCUUGUUCCUCCAGAGGGUGAGAUCCUGGCCACAUUUGAAGGCAACACCCGGGAAUUUCUGUAUCCAGGCCCACGUCUUGCUCCCAGAAGCACUGGCCCGGGGAGAGAGAUUCUGAUGAAGAGAUCCGUCUCUUUCCCUGGAAUCUCUCCCAAAGUGGAGUUUUCAACGACGUCCAUUAUUGAGGAGUGUGAAGUGAAACAUGGUCAGCCUACCAUGUCUGUUUGUGGCCCUUCCGCUAAACCCUGCCGUGUGCGGACCAGCCCUGCAAUUCCAAAAAAGAGGAAGCCAAACACUGCGCCACACUGUAACUAUGCGAAACCAACAGUGGUGUCUCAGACCCGUUCAUUUUCACCCUACACCCACCGCAGGAUGUGUCAGCUGUCCGAGGAGACCAGACAACGACUCGGCCACUUUAAACUAGGGCCCUACAUCUUUAAGAAAGAGACGGUCCCUCAGGCUCCAUUCGUGGUGCCCCGAAGUCCAAACACGUCAAUGAUAGAAUCCCCCACACUUCCUGCAUCUCACCUUUCUGAUAAAAGAAGCCCCCUCCACCUCCGAUCACGUAGCUUUUCUGCAUACCCCACAGAUCCCUCUCUCCUUGGAAGUUUCAGAUCAAAGCACACUCAAGCAACCGUGCAGGUGGACAGUGAUACCCGGAAUAAAGGCCCCAAAGAUAAUUCCACCCCUGUGUACAGCAUGGUCAGAGAUCAAAGUCCAGUCCUGAACCGCUCCUCCCUCAGGGAACGGUUUCAAAGUCCUACGAGCCCUUCACGGUCGCAGGAGAUCCACAAACGAGUGCAGAGGGUCUUGAACAUCCACGGAGCUCUUCGCAAACUUUCUUUUGAUGACGUGAAUGCGGAGGAAGGGUUCAGACGCAGUGUACCUGGGCCCACUCACUGUGACUCAGAGAUUGACAGCCGGCUGCUACUGGACAGGCUUAUUCCUGGAGAGCCAUCUGUUCAUUUAUAUGAUGGAACAUUUUGGACAAACAGAGCAGCCGUGUACACAGGGAAGCCCCACAGAGCCGUGUUUGAAGAGAGUUUAAGCAGAAUCUACAAGAACCUCUACAGAAAUGCAUCACAACACAAUGGACAAAGAACCUAACUGCAGUCUAAA
This is a messenger RNA of Triplophysa rosa, 1456 nucleotides long. It is a transcript of the gene spata6, whose product is annotated as spermatogenesis associated 6. Gene Ontology annotation, molecular function: myosin light chain binding. Gene Ontology annotation, biological process: spermatogenesis. The coding region runs from base 35 to 1444 and encodes 469 amino acids. NCBI's taxonomy places the organism in Eukaryota, Metazoa, Chordata, Actinopteri, Cypriniformes, Nemacheilidae. The record is from RefSeq and is a predicted model, not a curated record. The transcript has 13 exons.